Molecule: messenger RNA, 1924 nt
Organism: Antechinus flavipes (yellow-footed antechinus)
Lineage: Eukaryota; Metazoa; Chordata; Mammalia; Dasyuromorphia; Dasyuridae
Product: RNA-binding protein 4
Exons: 4
Coding region: 100-1194 (364 amino acids)
Biological process (GO): mRNA splicing, via spliceosome
Cellular component (GO): nuclear speck
Molecular function (GO): mRNA binding; zinc ion binding
Source: RefSeq, a predicted model, not a curated record
UCUUUUCCCGGAGUCGCCGCUGCAGCCGUCGCCAUUUUAGCGUUUUGUCAGAGGCGCGAGGAGGAGGCUGCGCCGCGUCCCGUGCGGGCUCCGGUCGAGAUGGUGAAGCUGUUCAUCGGCAACCUGCCCCGCGAGGCGACGGAGCAGGAGAUCCGCUCUCUGUUCGAGCAGUACGGGAAGGUGCUCGAGUGCGACAUCAUCAAGAACUACGGCUUCGUGCACAUCGAGGACAAGACGGCGGCCGAGGACGCCAUCCGCAACCUGCACCACUACAAGCUGCACGGCGUCAACAUCAACGUGGAGGCCAGCAAGAACAAGAGCAAGGCCUCCACCAAGCUGCACGUGGGCAACAUCAGCCCCACGUGCACCAACCUCGAGCUGCGCGCCAAGUUCGAGGAGUACGGGCCCGUGAUCGAGUGCGACAUCGUCAAGGACUACGCCUUCGUGCACAUGGAGCGCGCCGAGGACGCCGUGGAGGCCAUCCGCGGCCUGGACAACACCGAGUUCCAAGGCAAACGAAUGCACGUGCAGCUGUCCACCAGCCGGCUUCGGACCGCCCCCGGGAUGGGAGACCAGAGCGGCUGCUAUCGGUGCGGGAAAGAGGGCCACUGGUCCAAAGAGUGUCCGGUGGAUCGGACGGGCCGCAUGGCGGACUUGACCGAGCAGUAUAACGAGCAGUACGGAGCUGUUCGGGCCCCCUACGCCAUGAGCUAUGGGGAGUCCGUGUAUUACAGCAACGCAUAUGGAGCGCUUGACGCCUACUACAAGAGAUGUCGAGUCCGGUCUUACGAGGCGGUGGCGGCGGCGGCGGCGGCCUCCGCGUACAACUAUGCAGAGCAGACCCUGUCCCAGCUCCCACAAGUCCAGAACCCAGCCAUGACCGGUCACCUCACCUCCGCCUCUGUUGACCCCUACGAUAGACACCUAUUGCCGACCUCAGGAGCUGCCGCCGCCACCGCUGCUGCUGCCGCUGCCGCCGCCGCUGCAGUCACUGCAGCCUCCACUUCCUAUUACGGACGGGACCGGAGCCCCCUGCGCCGCGCUCCCACAGUCCCUACUGUCGGAGAGGGCUACGGUUACGGGCACGAGAACGAGCUGUCCCAGGCCUCGGCGGCCGCGCGGAAUUCUCUGUAUGAUGUGGCGCGGUAUGAGCGGGAGCAGUACGCGGACCGGGCGCGGUACUCGGCCUUUUAAAGCUCGAGAGACAGGGCCUGUCCUUGAGAUCAGGAAGACCAAGAAAGGAAAAGACCGCAAGGACCAAAGAGCCGCCAGACCUGGUUCUGUUCCGCUGGCCCUUCAGCAGAGGGCCAGAGACGGAGGUACGAGAUUUUUCUGAGCUUCCUGCUGCUUUCUGGUCCGUAGGCCUUGCCUCUUGGGGGAGGGUGUAGGCUGCCCGCACGGUGUACUGAGAGCGGGCAGGCUUUGGAAGGCUGUCCCAAGAGGGAAGGGAGGAGCUGGAUGGUCAUGGCCACUUUGAGCUUGUCUUUACUGUAAGCCCAUGUAUUGUGCUUUCUUUCAGGUGGGAUGUGUGGGGGCUGAAGCCCCGGGCUGCGGUUGUGCAUGAGAAUUCACCCUUCGUGGUCCCCCAUCUUCGGGAUGUUCUCACGGCUUUGUGCAUUGGGUCCCUCAGGAACCACGGACCUUAAUUUAACCUUGCUAAGUUGAGACUCUCCUCCGCCUACCCCUCUGUUCUUCAGUCCCCUCCCCUUCACGUUCUGUUCUCCCUGUAGCCUUGACUAUGUCCAGAAACAGUGGCAGGGCUUGUUCUGUCUCCCCGCUGACCUCCUGCUCUCAGUGGGUGUUGACCACAGUUGCAGGGGGCUCUGGCUCCUUCUUCCCCGAUUUGCCCCUAGAGGCUUGCGAUGGGUAGACGUGUAGAGUUGGUCACCUUUUUUUCCAGUGAAAUAAAUGUUUUUUCAAUUUA